CCCCCGACUUUUUUUGCUUUUUUUUUUGCGGCGACGCGAGGCGUCGGGUGGCGGCCUUGUUACCGAUUGCGCGGUGCCACGUCACCGGACUUUCCGAAGGGCUUUCAAGUCGAGACUGCAGACAAAAUUUGCGUCUUCCAAGUUGUGGUGAAUUUUCCGGAUUUCUCCCUUCCAGGAACCCGCAACCCCGGCUUCACCUUUGUCUAAGGAAUUCCUCACCCAAGAAACAAUAAGCUAUCAAAAUGUUCAACUUUUUCGGCCUCAUUUCCAUCAUCAUCUUCUACGUCCUGAUUUUGAUGGUCGGCAUUUGGGCUGGUCGCAAACGGGACAAAGAUGGUGACUCCGAGGAAGAAGUAAUGCUUGCUGGCCGGAACAUCGGCCUCUUCGUCGGCAUUUUUACCAUGACUGCUACCUGGGUCGGCGGCGGUUACAUUAACGGCACGGCUGAAAUGGUCCUGACACAGGGUGUUUUGUGGUGCCAGGCUCCCUUCGGAUACUCCCUCAGUCUAGUAUUUGGUGGGAUAUUCUUUGCGAAUAAAAUGCGAGAGCAAGGAUACGUAACCAUGCUGGAUCCUCUGCAAGAUUGUUUCGGGGAACGAAUGGGUGGACUGCUCUUCAUUCCAGCACUUUGCGGAGAAACUUUCUGGUCCGCUGCCAUUCUUGCUGCUCUCGGUGCGACAUUGACGGUUAUUGUUGACAUUGAUCACAAGGUGUCAGUGAUUGUUAGCGCCUGCAUUGCGAUCUUCUACACGCUUUUUGGUGGGCUUUACAGUGUUGCCUACACGGAUGUCAUCCAGUUGAUCUCAAUCUUCAUAGGAUUGUGGCUUUGCAUUCCGUUCGCAUGGAAUCAUCCGGCUGUCGGUGACGUCAGUCCAUCCCAGCAAGACUGGCUUGGAACCGUGAACAAAGAGGAUUACGGGAUUUAUUUUGACACCUGGAUGCUGCUAAUUUUCGGUGGAAUACCAUGGCAGGUUUAUUUUCAGCGUGUGUUGUCCAGCAAGUCAGCGAAAAGAUCUCAAAUUCUCUCAUACGUCGCUGCAGUUGGAUGCGUUGUCAUGGCGAUCCCGUCGAUCAUCAUCGGAGGAAUUUCCAAGGCAACUGCAUGGGACGAGACAGCGUUUUGCAACAAGUCAGCCACCAAUUGCGUGGAUGGCAGGAUUUCUCCUCAGCAAGCCAGCAUGGUUCUACCGAUUGUUUUGCAAUACCUCACCCCGGGUUUCAUCUCUUUUGUCGGCCUCGGGGCCGUAAGUGCAGCUGUAAUGUCCAGCGCUGACUCUUCUGUGUUGGGAGCCAGUUCUAUGUUCGCCAGGAACGUGUACAAACUUGUCUUUAGGCCAAGGCACUUGUGCAACACCUACGGGAGUUUAGCUGCGUAUAUUGUGGGAGCUUUCUUCAGGAUCGCCGGAGGGGAAGACAUGCUGAUGCUGCCUCCGUUGAUCAAGUAUCCCUACUAUGAUUAUGAGAACAAAGCCCAAAAGUUCCCGUUCAGGACACUGUCGAUGACACUCUCCCUACUAACCCUGCUGGUCGUUUCCUGGGUCUUCCGAUAUUUGUUCGAGAAGGGGAAGCUUCCUCAAAACUACGACGUUUUCAGGUGCAUCGUCAACAUUCCCGAAGACACCCAGAGGGUUGCGGAGCCAACCGAAGGCGAGAUGGCAGUCAUGAACCACUCGCUGAUGAAAAGGUAUUCAUCGACGGAGGAGGCGAACGGGAGGGUGAACCCAGCCCUGGAUCUCGACAGCGAAAGCGACACCAGUCCCCGAACUGAGCACCCCAUCAAGGUGCCAGGCGGGAUCCCGAUCGAGAACGAGUUACCCGUUUCCAAGCAGAAGAAGUUCCAGGACAAGACGAACGUGGUGUCACCGUCGAAAAUCCCCCUGACUUCCGGGGAACCCGCUGCGAGGAACCAGACAAAGUUCUAGACAGCUUUCCGGACGUGUCAUGUACCACAGGGCUUUCAUUCUCCAGGAGUUCUGCUCGCUAUAUAAAGUUGUUUCAUAUCGAGAGACGCGACGAGCGCCAAGCACAGUGUCUUGGAAUGAUCUCAAAGCAAUUACUAGCAAAUCCGCCGAAAGCGAAGGAAAAUCCAGUCCAGACUCAGUUGCCUGCUAGUACUUUCACAAAUCGUCCCGCAUUUCUAGUCUUUCAACAGAACGAUUACCAGGAAACUAUGAAAGCAUGGUUGCUGUGAGGAAGGCUUAAACUUAAUCGGGUGAGGAUGAUUACACUGUGCAGAUAUCGGCGAUUACCAUGUCGAGCACUGGCGAUAUUGAGUGGCUGUAUAGCUUGAGUUAUUGGAUGUUCAGUCUGCUUCUGUAAAUUUAACACGAGGAUAAGUUGAUUUACAGGGACUGCAUUCCAUUCCGAACAACGAAUUUCAGUGAACAUCACAAGAAAAAAGAACAUGUUCGGAAGGCAGGUCGAGCGUGGCUUUAAUUUCGGUCAACUUCUGUAUACUGGUUUUUGUCUCGGACGUGAUGUAAUCGGCUUCAAACGCAAGCCGAAACCUUGUUGGUCAAAAAGCAGAUAAAAGUAGAUCAAAACUUCUGGUGGUGCUAUGCUCUGCAGUCACUCUAGAACAAGAAGAAAGAAGGUUCGAAGACAUCGGGGAAAAUCUCAUGCUUCGCAGUGACACGAAAAUUCGAGUUACCACAAGAAGGAUAUACUGCGUGCGUUUGCAUCGCUUGCGGGCGUGGUACAUAGGGAUUAUAAGAUUAUAGUCUUGGUAUCCAGGGCAUGGCUCAUGGCAGAAUAAUGUUUCAGUGAUGCGCAACUUCGUAUCAUACGCUUUUCAUGGUGUUUUAUGCAUGCAGACAGUCGAUCAUGACGCCUGCUGACAAAUAUCUUUGAUCUUGAAAGUGUCCUGCUUUUGUUGCAGGGAAAAGCGAGAGUUCACUUGCCGGAAUCCUCAGUUUGUUGUUAGACCUCAUCCGCGAAUUUAUUUUUGAUUGUUCGUGACAUUUUUUGUGCAGAGAUUUUGAGAUAGAAGUAUUGAUAGCACAUUGUUGACCCGCUUUGGUCGCAGUUUCAACAGGAAGCAAUGCACGGAAGGCCAGAAAACUUUCCCAACCAAACAGAAUUUCCCUGUGUUGUUGAAGCAAUUUUUUUUAGUACACCGAUUUGCGGCAUAACUGUGCAUAUCAAGAAAGGAUUCCGAAAACUAUGUUCUAACAAGGAUGAAUGUAUGUUGUUGAAGUACAUUGAUGUUGCAUCGAUUAUUACGUUGCUGUUCAAUACGUCACGUGACAUUUUGCGAAAGAAAAAAAAAAGAAAACUGCACAGGAU
Notodromas monacha is the source of this 3285-nucleotide messenger RNA. Lineage: Eukaryota; Metazoa; Arthropoda; Ostracoda; Podocopida; Cyprididae. The record is from the annotation of a GenBank genome assembly.